GUAAAGCAUAUGAUCCUCCUUCAAUUCAAUAAUACAGAUUACAGCACACAAGAUCAGGAAUUGCAGUGACAGUAUAUCAUCCGCCUACGCAACCGCAAAACCACCUGCCAGAAACGCCCAUCACCAGACGUUUAAAGCACCACUUUGAACCUAAAGCAGUAAAGCAUAAUCACCACCUUUUCUCCACUCCCUUUCAUUUCUCCUCUUUAUAUACUCUUCUAUUACUUGCUAAAUUCUCACAAUCAAUCAAUCAAUCAAUCGUAAGCAAAAUCCGAAUUUAGGAAAGAGAAAAAUCCGAGGUUUUUUAACAAUGGCGGCGGUGUCUGAGAAACCAAUUAUGUUGAUUGGAAUUGACGAGAGUGACCAGAGUUCUUAUGCUUUGGAAUGGGCUAUUGAACAUUUCUUCACCCCUUUUGCUCCUAAUUUCCCUUUCAAGCUUUUUCUGGUUCAUGCUAAACCUACUCCUAUGACUGCUAUUGGCUUUGCUGGUCCGGGAGGAUCGGAAAUUCUGCCCUACGUGGACACUGAUCUGAAGAAAAUAGCUGCCAGGGUCAUUGAGAAGGCUAAAGACUUGUGCCACUCCAAAUCGUUACAUGAUGUUACCAUAGAAGUUGUGGAAGGUGAUGCUAGGAAUGUUCUCUGUGAUGCUGUUGAGAAGCACCAUGCGGCGAUGCUGGUUGUCGGUAGUCAUGGCUAUGGAGCGAUUAAAAGGGCCGUUCUUGGAAGCGUAAGUGAUUACUGUGCUCAUCACGCUCAUUGCUCAGUAAUGAUUGUCAAAAGGCCAAAGAUCAAGCACUAAAUUUCUUUAUGGAACUUUAUUUCGAUGGAUGUUGAUAUGCAAGCAUGAACUGCCCCUCAUUCAUAAUAUUUAUUUGUGUGUAAUAAUUAUUUUACAAUCUUGUGGUUUAGAGCGUGAUCAAGUAUAAAUAGGAGAAUCAUACACAUGGAUAAUUGUGUGUUGAAUGAUUAGGCGAUAAUCCUUUGUAAUCCACCCCUCAACUUUCCGGAGGAACAUAUAUUUGGUAAGCUCUGCCUAGAAGGGUUACCUAAUUCUGUAUUUUUUUUCAUUAUCUUAUAAAUAAAUGCGUUUAAUAGUA
Messenger RNA from Spinacia oleracea (spinach), 1097 nucleotides. Its product is annotated as universal stress protein PHOS34-like. The coding region runs from base 311 to 799 and encodes 162 amino acids. The transcript is spliced from 4 exons. Lineage: Eukaryota; Viridiplantae; Streptophyta; Magnoliopsida; Caryophyllales; Amaranthaceae. The record is from RefSeq and is a predicted model, not a curated record.